GGUGGGGCGCCACCACCAACGGCUGCACUUUGCUUACGAACAGGUAUCCCAGAAGAUACGGGCUACAGGGGAAAAGAACAAGCGGUUGUACGACCGGACGGCCCGGGACGCCCCCUUGUUACCAGGAGAGAGAGUCUUGGUACGAGACAAUCGGCGGCAAGGCAAAGGAAAGCUGAGUGACCGUUGGGAGACCAUCCCGUACGUAGUCUGCAGCCAACAGAGGCCGGGACAGCCGGUGUACACCAUCCGGCCGGAAGGAAAAGCCGGCCCUGAACGUGUGGUACACCGAAACAUGAUUCGCCCUUGCCCAAAUUAUCCCGAGGUCGCGAAGGAGGUAGUGGCGGAGCCGGCACCGACGGCCCCCUGGAUGGAAGGAUGGGCUGUGGUACCAGGCCUACCCGUGGUGGCACCACCCCCGGCCGCCCCAGGAGAGCCAGAGCUAGCACCUGAGCCAGUUGAACCCCCGGCCGCCCAGAGGCAACCAGAGCCAGUACCAGAGACAGCCGAACCCCCGGUCGCCCAAAGACAACCUGAGGUUGUGCCCGAGCCCGCCGAACCUGAUUCCCCUGUGAGGCGCUCCCAACGGGAGAAUCAAGGCCGACCCCCUUCCCGUUACGGUGAGUGGACUACUCAAAAGCAUUCCAGGGACUAGAAUGCAUUGGCGGGGGAGGAUGUCACGGGGUGACGAUCUUUCAGGGCGGAACCAAAAGUUGAGGAAGUUUUGGUUCCGCCCGGAUGUUUCCGUCCAGACCGGAAAGACGGGAACACCGGACAUCCGGCAGAUUCGCGGAGGCUGUAAUCAGCCGAUUGGGCACAGCUGUGCCUAGUUGAAGAGAUCGCCGGGCAAUUGGAUGAUUGAGGAACAGAGAGGAGUAUAUAAAGCACAGUUAGAACACAGUUAGGGGUGCUUAGUGUGUGCUGGGAAACGGAGCUGUGCUCAUUGUUGGACGUGGUGGGUGUUUGUGUUUCUCUCUCUCCCUCUCUCUCGUUGUAAAUCUUUAUUGUGGACCUGCUGGAGUGAACAGGAAAACCCUAUGGGCAGGAAGGAACGCUGUUCUAACCAAUACUGAAGGAGUAAAGCAGGAAGAAAAAUUGACCUUCUGGUACAACGUAAACAAAGGCUAUUCGCCGUGAGUAUACCCUUUUCUGUGUGGAGUAACUGGCAAAAGUUAACUUGUGUAACUAUUGGAAACCUCCAGGAGAAGGAGGGCGGCCCUACCCCUAUAAGAGUGUGGUGGGCGAGCCGUGAGAAGUCAAACUUCAAACAGCCGCUGCAACGAGACUUAUUGUGGUCGUAGUUCCCAUCGCCUUAUCGUAGCCCAAGCGCAGUGGAGGACACCGGGCGCUUCCCUUGUUGUGGUGCACUUAUAGUGUGGUGAGUGAGACUGUGUAAUAAAUCUUUUUCACGUUUGGAGUGGUGCUGUGUAUUGCUGUGGGUUGCUGUGUGUCUUGUAGACGAAGCCCCGCAUCAUCCAUUUUUCUUCCACUGGGCAGAGGACGGAGAGGCCAACGACUACAGAAAUCACUGUUAUUAUACGUAGUGUGCUGUUUGGAGUACGAAGGGACACAGACUGAGAGCUGUCCGUGACCGUGAGUAAACCAUUGGAAACUUUCGUGGUGUAUACUUACCUGUGUCUGUUUUGUCGCAGAGUCAGAGGCGAAAGGGUCCGCCGCCCCGUGGUCUCUACGAAAAGGGCGCCCCCGUCUAGGAAUCGAUCGGCCUAUGGGCAUUGGAGAUAGGGCAGCGCUCGACCCGGUGAAGUGGUGUGGGACCUUUUCGCCCCUCUGCUGACCUACGGAGGAGAACCAUAACUACCCAGAAAGCUGUAAACAGCAGAGCCGCGACCACCUGUGGAGAGAGAGAGAACGAGAGUGAAUCAUUGAAGAGCAAACUGUGAACGUGAUACUUACCCAGA
Messenger RNA from Paramisgurnus dabryanus, 1916 nucleotides. Lineage: Eukaryota; Metazoa; Chordata; Actinopteri; Cypriniformes; Cobitidae. The record is from RefSeq and is a predicted model, not a curated record.